AGGAAGAGGAGGAUGAAGCUGGAGCGGAGGAUGGGAGGAAGAGUGGCGUGAGACACACACAGGCUGGCUGCCGAGGACCUCGCGUACAUGCGCGCGCGCGUGUGUGUCUGUGUGUAUAUGUGUGUGUGUGAGAGGGUGAGCGUGAGCGCGUGAGUGACUGGGACUUUUGGAGGGACUUCAUUAGCGGACCGAGACAAAGAGACGCGUUUGAAACGUCCUGAGGCACGCUGUAAGGGAAAGUUGAAACUUUUCGGCGCCGCCACAGCUCGCGCUGCCGUGCCGGUCCCGGCUUUGUCUCUACACAGCGGAGCGCGACGGUACAUGCAGGAGUGAAAAUCAACAUCCGCUUGAUAUUUUAAUCACGCAAGAGGGGAAGCCGUCGGUGUGCGUUUGCGGGGAGGAGGAGUAGUAAGAGAAUGGCGGCCAACAUGUACCGCGUCGGAGAUUAUGUGUACUUUGAGAAUUCGUCCAGUAAUCCUUACCUGAUCCGUCGAAUAGAAGAACUCAACAAGACGGCCAACGGAAACGUAGAAGCCAAGGUCGUGUGCCUCUUCAGGAGGAGAGAUAUAUCUAGCAAUCUCAACACUCUGGCUGACAGCAAUGCUAGAGACUUUGAGGAGGAGUCCAAGCAGCCACCAAUCACUGAUCAACAGAAACACCAGCUGAAACACAGAGAACUGUUCCUGUCCCGACAGUUUGAGUCUCUUCCUGCCACACACAUACGGGGGAAAUGUAACGUCACACUUCUGAAUGAGACUGAUGUUUUAACAGGCUACCUAGAGAGAGAGGACUGUUUCUUCUACUCGUUGGUGUUUGACCCGGUUCAGAAAACUCUGCUGGCUGACCAGGGCGAGAUCAGGGUGGGCUCCAAAUAUCAGGCUGAGAUUCCUGACAAAUUGGCAGAAGGGGACUCGGACAAUCGAGUACAAGAGAAACUGGAGACGAAGGUAUGGGAUCCGGAUAACCAGCUGAAGGACUCUCAGAUAGAUCAGUUCUUGGUGGUGGCCCGGGCUGUGGGGACUUUUGCCCGUGCCUUAGACUGCAGCAGCUCCAUCCGCCAGCCAAGUCUGCACAUGAGUGCAGCAGCUGCAUCCAGAGACAUCACCCUGUUCCACGCUAUGGACACACUGCAGAAGAAUGGUUAUGACUUGGCCAAGGCCAUGUCCACGCUGGUGCCGCAGGGCGGCCCCGUGCUCUGCCGUGACGAGAUGGAAGAGUGGAGUGCCUCGGAAGCCAUGUUGUUCGAGGAAGCACUAGAGAAGUAUGGAAAGGACUUCAAUGACAUUCGCCAGGACUUUUUGCCUUGGAAGUCUUUAGCCAGUGUUGUUCAAUUCUAUUACAUGUGGAAAACCACAGACCGUUACAUUCAGCAGAAAAGACUGAAGGCAGCAGAAGCAGACAGUAAACUGAAACAGGUUUACAUCCCCACCUACACCAAGCCCAACCCUAACCAGAUUAUGGCUCCUGGUAACAAACCCGGCAUGAACGGAGCUGCAGGCUUUCAAAAAGGCCUGUGCUGCGAGAGCUGCCAUACUGCUCAGUCUCCUCAGUGGUAUGCUUGGGGUCCUCCUAACAUGCAGUGUCGACUCUGCGCCUCCUGCUGGAUUUACUGGAAGAAGUAUGGUGGGCUGAAGACACCCACUCAGUUAGAGGGCGCUACAAGAGCUGGCUCGGACGCACCCUCACGUAGUCACAUGACUCGUCAGGAAGUGCAGGGCAUGUCCCCGUUCACUAAUAAUGCCGGUAGAGCCAAGCUUUUGGCUAAAAAUCGGCAGACAUUUAUUCUGCAGACCACCAAGCUGACCCGCAUCGCCCGUCGAGUGUGCCAGGACAUCCUGCAGUCACGUCGUGCUGCCCGCCGCCCUUAUGCAUCUAUCAACGCCAAUGCUGUCAAAGCAGAGUGUAUGAUCAGACUCCCUAAAGUAGCAAAAAGUGCUAUAAAGAACCGUCCUGUUCCACGACCAUCUCUUGUUAACAUAGUCAAAGAAUUGGCUGUCCAGGCUCCCCUUAAACUCAAAGCUCCUAGAGGUGCUCCCACCCCAAUCAACCGUAACCAGGCCAACCAGCCCCGCAGUGCAACUGCCCUGCUUGGCAAGAGACCCUUCGAUAGUGGGGGAGGACACUCGUUCUCCACCAAUGGGAGGCCCUUUAUGAGCGGCAUGCGGACGACCGCUCAAUCGGUCAUAAAGCGCCAGAGAGUUAGUCAGGCAGAUGCCCCAAAUCCUGUAGUCUUUGUGGCUACUAAAGAAACCAGGGCCCUGAGGAAACACCUUUCUCAGGGUGAAAUGAGACGAGCAGCUAGGAAACCCAACAUCCCUGUCAGAGUGAAAUUUCCUCUGCCACCACGGCCAAUUCCUGUCCCCGUUCUGCCCUCUAGCACCAGCGAGCCAAUCGUACUGGAGGACUAAUGACAAUUCUUUUAGGCUGCAUCACCUCACAUCUCCCCAUCUUUAUGCCCUCCUUUCUUUUUCCCCUUUGUUCCACACAAAAAAAUCUGUGCGCUGUCUUCCCCUCUCAAUCAUUUUUUUCUUUAUCUUACAAAUAUAUUUUGCCUGUCCAUAUUUUCUUGUUCACUUUUCCAUGCGAUCAUUCAACCUGUGAGCUUCAUAAAGAAACAUAUGCACACAGAUGAGUUUAUGCCCCACAUAAUGACACAGCAGCACACAUCAGGCUUUCAUAAUGGACUUUGUAGUGUUUUAUUCUUGUAGUAUAGGUUAUUCCCCUCCCCUUCCUCUUUUUUUUUUUAAUGCCGAAUAUUUUUAACUGUGUAAUUUAAAUCUGAUAAUGCGCAACAUGAAAUGAUGGUGAUAAAGCACACUUUAUUUUUGUCCUCCAGGUCUAUCUUUAUUUGUGUAAAUAUUAACAUUUUUCAGGAGUGAUAUCUUUAAUGCUGGUGUGGUAAGGGGAGGGGUUUUCGGGGUGGGGGGGGGGAUUGGGGAGGGGGAGUCUGGCAUGUCUCUUAUUUGUUCUUUCUCUUUGUUUAAACAAAUUCAGUAUGUAAGUGCUCCUUUUCUUCACACUAUAGUCAAUCUAAUGGUUGGAAACCUGUAGUGUUUCUUUUAGUGGCUUUAUUCUGUUUACCCCAGUCUGUUGACUAAUCCUUAAAAGAGCUCAACUAGACCACAGGGCACACAACAGCAUCGAGGUCGGCUCUACUCCAUGUGACGUGGAUCGGUGGAUUGAAGUUCAGGAGGGCUUUUAUUUAUGGCCCCAUUCUCCUCUCUUUUGUGUUUUCUUGUUCAAUAUGUGAUUUCUCGUUUCUCUAUAAUAAGAAAUAAUUACAAACAACACAUUUGAUGUUCGCUGAUGUGUUGGAGACACCUAUUUGAAAUGUUUUCUAAGUGCAAACGGUGACAGAAUGCUGAUAGCCCGUUAUCAAUGUAUCCAGUGUAAAUCAAGGAAAAAGGUGUUAGAACGAAGUGGUGGGAGGGAGCUGGGUGGGUUGAGGUUGGUCAGAGAAACCCUGUGGCAGCUUCUGGUUCUUCAGGUUUUUUUUUUUGGUUUGUUUUCUUACCAGUAAAUGAUUGGUCUCACAAUCAGUUCAGCCUCUGCCUCAUUUUUGGUCUUUUAUUUCUUGCCCUUUGUAUCUAUGAAAUAAUAAACAAAGCCAUACAGUUGUAAGUUUUCAUUUAUGUGUUUGCCAAGAGGGACAGAACUUAAUGUAAUCCAGCGGCUUACCUACAAAAUGGCACUGCCUGUAAGGUAACGUAGUGACUAGAUAAUGUAGUUAGAAAAGUGAGAAAGAAAGGACAUUUUUCUUUGCCUAUGAUGUAAGAUUGGGUUCUUAGUAAUGGCUCUAAUAGGUUGUAGACUCCUUUGAUAUUGAAUCAUGUCCUCAUUUAUGGUUUCAUUUGUGCUUCUUAAUGAAUGAAUGAAUGGAUUUCUCAUUCACUGGGUGAUUUGCCAACCACUGAAUGAGCUCUACACAAUAUUCUCUUGUACAUUUGUUUUUUUUUUUUCCCUCCCCUAGUGUUGGGGUUUUUGUAAGGUUUCUUAAACUGAGCGUGCACUGCACAUUAAAAUUUAAAAUAAACGUUGACCUGUCCACCGAAA
Messenger RNA from Pangasianodon hypophthalmus (striped catfish), 4053 nucleotides. It is a transcript of the gene mta2, whose product is annotated as metastasis associated 1 family, member 2. The record is from RefSeq and is a predicted model, not a curated record. The transcript has 18 exons. Gene Ontology annotation, cellular component: NuRD complex; nucleoplasm. The coding region runs from base 417 to 2408 and encodes 663 amino acids. Gene Ontology annotation, biological process: negative regulation of transcription by RNA polymerase II. Lineage: Eukaryota; Metazoa; Chordata; Actinopteri; Siluriformes; Pangasiidae. Gene Ontology annotation, molecular function: sequence-specific DNA binding; transcription coactivator activity; transcription corepressor activity.